Messenger RNA from Anthostomella pinea, 882 nucleotides. NCBI's taxonomy places the organism in Eukaryota, Fungi, Ascomycota, Sordariomycetes, Xylariales, Xylariaceae. The record is from the annotation of a GenBank genome assembly.
AUGGUCCCGGACAGCUGGAGCUGGAACGUCGACGACAGCCUAGCACACCAGGACAAAGCCGGCGUUCAGAUGCAGAUGCUGUCAUACCUCCCGCAAACACUGGACAAGCUGAGGGCGAGCAAUGACUACGCGGCAAGUGUGGUGAAGAAACACCCAAAGAGAUUCGGUAUGCUCUGCGCCUUGCCAACGGACCAGCCUCGAGAGUGCUUCGAGGAGAUCGAACGAUCACGACAAGAGUUGCAUGCCGAUGGCUUCGAAGUCAGCGCAGUGUACAAGGACGUCAUGCUCAGCGACGAGAGACUGGAAACUGUCUGGCAAAAGCUGAAUGACAUGGGGGCAACAGUCUUCAGUCAUUCAAACGCAUAUGCGCCACCCAGAGACGGCAGACCAGCGCCGCUCAUCGAAGUGGCGUUCGAGACUUGCAGAGUCAUCGUCGACAUGCUUUACCGUGGCAUCUUCAAGCGGUACCCGAACAUCAAGUUCGUGUUCAGUCAUUGCGGUGGUGUUACGCCCAUCUUGGCAGGGCGGCUGGAGCUGCUAGGUGCGGAGCCAUGGGUGCCCAAUCCGCAGAAUCUUACCUCACAGGACAUCCAUGAUCAGCUCAGUAGUCUGUACGUUGACUGUGCUGCCACGGCAAGCUCUGGUCUACAGCCCGCCAUCAAGAUGGUCGGCAAGGAGCAUGUUGUGUAUGGCGCUGAUUGCGGUGUGCCUUGCUCCACGCACGCCACCAUGGAGAAGAACAAAGAGGCCGUCAUGGAGAUAGAAAGGGAGCUGGGCAUGAAGACCGGCACUGUUGGGAGGAAUGGAUGGGAGUUGUUCCCUUCUGCGGCGAAGCGCGUCGAGACUGGCACCAAACAACAGCAGUACCACCCAUCUGCCUAG